AUGGCAGCAACUGCCCAUUUCAAGGCUCUGACGCUGCUCUUGCAGUCAGCCAAGUACUCUGAUCUGACGCUUUGUUGUGGAGAUCGCGAGUUUGCUGUUCAUCGUGCGAUUGAAGCAUCUUCAGGGAGAAUCGAGCUCAAGGAUGACGACCCGGAAACUGUCGAGCGCAUGAUCUCUUUCAUGUAUAGCUUGGACUAUCAGGACGAACAACGAGGCAACGUUGAGGCAGCUAGAUCUUCUGAUGCGGAAGCUUCGAAUGCCAGCAACAGCGACGCGACAGUAGUAAGCGCUGAGCGUGAAGUCCUCGCCGAAACCCUGGUUAACAAUAAUGACGGCAACGUACAUAGCCAAGGGGAUAGUCAGCCUACUCUUUUCAGCAGUGUUCGCGUGUAUGCUAUUGCAGACAAGUACAAUGUGCAAUCUUUGAAAGAUCUUGCGAAACAACGAUUCGGCAGGUGGGCGAGAAGGAAUUGGGCCUGUGCGGACUUUACGGCCAUCAUUAGGGAGGUUUUCAACUCCACUCCCAGCAGCGACCGCGGGCUUCGUGACAUCGUUUCCGGAAUCGUCGCAAAUCACUCUGAUUUUUUCAUUCAAAAAGAUGGAUUCCGGGAAUUAGUUGAAGAUGUUGGCGAGCUUGGGUUAGGGAUGCUGGAUAAGCUUAUGAUAAGGCAUAUGGAGGAGAAUUCAGCAUUACUGUUGCAGAUUCAAAGCUUGGAAGCUGAGAUAGGCGUAUCCAAAUUACUACAGGGAAAAUCUAAACAAGCUCUCGCAAGGAAGUCAAGCGAGCUGGAUGCGAUGAUGAGCAGGGUCAACGAUCUUAGCGUCUGUCGACAUUGUAACGAGGAUUUCAACAUUGAGGUGGAAGAUCACUUUCCUGGGCGGGCCAUCAUCCGGUGUAGGAAAUGCCGAACAAGGCACUGA
Endocarpon pusillum Z07020 is the source of this 921-nucleotide messenger RNA. RefSeq lists its product as uncharacterized. The transcript has 2 exons. The coding region runs from base 1 to 921 and encodes 306 amino acids. NCBI's taxonomy places the organism in Eukaryota, Fungi, Ascomycota, Eurotiomycetes, Verrucariales, Verrucariaceae. The record is from RefSeq and is a predicted model, not a curated record.